AUGGGAAUGCAGCGAGCUCGCGGUGAUGCGUUAGGCAACAACCACCUGCUGGUACUGCGGCGCGUCUUCAGUACCUGGUCUCCACCGUUCAAAACUGUCUCCUCGCUGGAUGUAACGGUACGUAUAAAGGCGGACGGGCAGAGGCGUACCAACAUACUCAACCACUUCCAUCUUCUUGUUUUUCUUCUCAUGUCUCGACUAGCUCUUUUCUUGACGUUCACCACCUCCCUCGCAUCGGUCUUUGCGGCCGAACUUGUUGAGAGGGACACAACCGAUACUUCUGUUCAUGCAGGCGGAUACACACCUUCGCGACAACUUGCCUCUAUGGCAAUUAUCGCGUUUGCGCAGUCGGCGAUUGUGUCCUUGAUCCACUUCUUCUGGGUCCGACCGAUGAAAGUCUCUCUGCUUACUUACACCGUCGGAAUGUUUGCGCUCACUGCUGGUUUCCUUCUCCGGGCCAUGGACACGGUUGCGCCUUUCCAGCUGUGGAAGUACAUCACCUGGGACCUGGUGUGUUAUAUCCACUCUCGAUGCGCAGAGCGUGCCUCGCUAAUAUUGCUUGCAGCUGACUCUUCUCUCGUCCUGCAGCCCAGUUUCUUUAUUGCCACAUGCUACUUUCUGCUUGCUCACUUGGGCAAUACGUUCGACCCUGAUGUCGUCUCGCGGUCCCUUGCCGUCAGCCCCUCGCGCAUCAUGACGUUCUUCGUCGGGAGCAACCUCGUCAGUUUCCUGCUCGAGGGCGGUGGUGGAGCCAUGACUCAUUCGCAAAACGGCUCUGUGGCGCAAACGGGUUCCAAGAUCGUCUUGAUCGGAUUCAUCCUCCAGGCCGCGACGCUCCUCCUCUUCAUUUUCCUUUUGAUUUCUUUCACUACCCGAAUGUCCACUGACUACCCCCAUCUCUGGAAACCCGACCACGUGGCCAAGUGGAAGAUGAUGUCUGCUGGCCCGAUCGAGAACUGGCGCCUGCUUGUCUACAUGAUCUUCAUCGUCUGCGGCGGACUGCUGGUGAGCACCGUGUACCGCGUGGUCGAAUACAUCGGAGGAUACAACGGGACCGUUGCCAACAAAGAGUUGUAUUUCUACCUCUUUGACGCCCUGCCUCUCGCCAUGACCACUUCGAUGUUCAUCACGCUCUGGCCGGCACGGUUCCUCCACCAUCAAGGACACCGUUAUUCUCUGCGCGGCGAGCCGAGCCACGAAGCCCUUAAACUUAAUUCCUUCACCGAGGCUUAAAUGACGAUCCACUUCUUUCUUCGGACUCGGC
Molecule: messenger RNA, 1264 nt
Organism: Mycena citricolor
Lineage: Eukaryota; Fungi; Basidiomycota; Agaricomycetes; Agaricales; Mycenaceae
Source: the annotation of a GenBank genome assembly